Molecule: messenger RNA, 2647 nt
Organism: Symphalangus syndactylus (siamang)
Lineage: Eukaryota; Metazoa; Chordata; Mammalia; Primates; Hylobatidae
Gene: ORAI3
Product: ORAI calcium release-activated calcium modulator 3
Biological process (GO): store-operated calcium entry
Cellular component (GO): membrane
Molecular function (GO): store-operated calcium channel activity
Source: RefSeq, a predicted model, not a curated record
CCCCUUCUUCCAGCGCGGGGUGGGGCUUCGGGACCCGGGGGAUGAGCCGGGCCAGGUCCCGCCCCUCCGCGCAGGCCUCCGGGGGGCCGGGGCUUACCAUGUAGGGGAGGGGAGAUCUAUCCACAUACCUCAGCCGGGGCCGCGGAGUUCGUGUGUGUACCUGCGGGGUCCCUACCUACAGAUGAGUGGGUUCACCUCUCCUGGGUUCAUUGUGGGAGGGAUUUGGAAGUGUGGAACCUGGGGUGUCCAGCUGUACCUUGGAGGGGGCUGGCUGGGGCUGGCGUGCACCUCGGUGGGGUCCGGGCGCUUGGAUAAUGUUCUUGGUGGGUAGGGGUCGCGGGGAAUCUCUGCGGGCCCGGGACUGCGGGGACUCGGUCCCCAGCUCCACCCCAUCAUGUGGCUAGCCCCGGCUCCGCCUCUGUCCCAGUUCCUGUUUUGGCCUCCGCUGUCCCGCUCCGGCCCCUGGGGCUCCCCGCAGACGCUGCUCUUCCUGCUCCACAGGGGCUGCCUCUUCCUGGGCGCCCGCCGCCUGCAUCCUGCUCGCCCUGUCUGGGAAUGGUGCCGCCCCCGGGCUUGGGCCGGCCCGGCUGGGGCCCCCGAGGCGCUUCCGCCCCGUAGUGACCGCCUGGUGCCGCCGCCCCCAAGAUGAAGGGCGGCGAGGGGGACGCGGGCGAGCAGGCCCCGCUGAACCCUGAGGGCGAGAGCCCUGCAGGCUCGGCCACGUACCGGGAGUUCGUGCACCGCGGCUACCUGGACCUCAUGGGGGCCAGUCAGCACUCGCUGCGGGCACUCAGCUGGCGCCGCCUCUACCUCAGCCGGGCCAAGCUCAAAGCUUCCAGCCGCACGUCUGCCCUGCUCUCGGGCUUCGCCAUGGUGGCCAUGGUGGAGGUGCAGCUGGAGAGCGACCACGAGUACCCACCAGGCCUGCUGGUGGCUUUCAGUGCCUGCACCACCGUGCUGGUGGCUGUGCACCUGUUUGCACUCAUGGUCUCCACGUGUCUGCUGCCCCACAUUGAAGCUGUGAGCAACAUCCACAACCUCAACUCUGUCCACCAGUCACCACACCAGAGACUGCACCGCUAUGUGGAGCUGGCCUGGGGCUUCUCCACUGCCCUGGGCACCUUUCUCUUCCUUGCUGAAGUUGUCCUGGUUGGUUGGGUCAAGUUUGUGCCCAUUGGGGCUCCCUUGGACACACCGACCCCCAUGGUGCCCACAUCCCGGGUGCCCGGGACUCUGGCACCAGUGGCUACCUCCCUUAGUCCAGCUUCUAAUCUCCCACCAUCCUCUGUGUCUGCAGCACCGUCCCAGGCUGAGCCAGCCUGCCCACCCCGGCAAGCCUGUGGUGGUGGUGGGGCCCAUGGGCCAGGCUGGCAAGCAGCCAUGGCCUCCACGGCCAUCAUGGUACCCGUGGGGCUCGUGUUUGUGGCCUUUGCCCUGCAUUUCUACCGCUCCUUGGUGGCACACAAGACAGACCGCUACAAGCAGGAACUAGAGGAACUGAAUCGCCUGCAGGGGGAGCUGCAGGCUGUGUGAGGCUGGUGUUAGCCACCGCUCACUGCAAGCACUGCCUCCCUCCGGGGUCUGUAAGAGGCCGCAGGGGCCUACAGACCUCAUCCCCCCAUCCCCUGGCUGGAGCCACUUCCAGUGGCCACUCUCAGGCAGAGUUCAGAUUCCUGCCUGCAGGGUCCUCUGGCCUGGGCCUUGGGGCAGCUCCCACAUUCCCAAGGAUUUUCCCCAUCAGUCUGUCCCUUGGGUUUUUCAAGCUACUCUGCACCUGGGCUGGCCUCAGUUGAAGGAUCAUACAGUAGAUAGAGGGGAGGCAGGGAGAGCUUGUGGGACCUUUGGUGCUGACUUUAGCCACCAUUUCCAUUCCUAUACAGGAUGUGAAGGUCAGAAGGCAGCCAACUGUUGGUUUGAUUUUUUUUUUUUUUUUUUUUUUGAGACAGUCUCUGUUUCCCAGGCUGGAGUGUAGUGAUGCAGUCACAGCUCACUGUAGCCUUGACCUUCCAGGCUCAAAAGAUUCUCCCACCACAGCCUCCCAGGUAGUGAGUAGCUGGUACUACAGGUGUGUGCUGCCACACCCGACUAAUUCUUUUGUAUUUUUUGUAGCGACGGGGUUUCGCUAUGUUCCCAGGCUGGUCUCAAACUCCUGGGCUCAAGUGAACCUCCCACCUCGGCCUCCCAAAGUGCUGGGAUUCCUUGCUUUAUUUCUGUAGAAUCUGUUUUAUGGUUGGCAUUUUGGGGGAAGAUUUCGAUGGGUUCCACAUUCUUGCUUUAGUUGUUGUAGAGGGAUUUGGGUGUUUCUACCCCAGGCAUUGGUCUAGCUUGUCCUACAACGAACCUAUCUUUGGAGGUUCAAGCUCCCCACCUUCCCCCACCGUGGUGACCUGUGGCCACUCACAGCAGGGAUGGUGCCUGACCCACUGCCCUAGCCCCACGCUAUGCACUAAACUUGUUCUCCCCCUCCUGGGCCAGGGCUGGGGUCUUUAGAGACUGACAGCCUCUGCCCCAGGCCUGAGUCCUUAGCAAGGAUUGGGUGAGGAGGUUUUAAGGGAGAAGGUCCAGUCUUUAGCCCUUGGAAUACAAAGCUCUUCUGACACUGAAUUUGGAUGCACCUUCUUUUAUAUAAUAAAUUGUGUUUCACAGA